Molecule: messenger RNA, 1167 nt
Organism: Histoplasma mississippiense
Lineage: Eukaryota; Fungi; Ascomycota; Eurotiomycetes; Onygenales; Ajellomycetaceae
Exons: 2
Coding region: 1-1167 (388 amino acids)
Biological process (GO): response to antibiotic
Source: RefSeq, a predicted model, not a curated record
AUGGCUUCCCAGCUUUCAAUGCUCUCAUUGCGCAUGAAGUCUGCCGCAAAGGUUCUACCGCCAAUUAUUAACCCGUCUUUUGGAUCCAAUUUUGAUCAGUUUGGGGAUUGCAAAGUUGUUCUAAUAGGUGACGGCAGUCAUGGUACUUCCGAGUUCUACCAGGCUCGUGCAGAGAUUACCAAGCAUCUUAUUGAACAUCACGGCUUUGACACAGUAGCUGUGGAAGCCGACUGGCCCGAUGCAGAAUCGGUAGAUCGUAUGGGUUUAUCCAUCCAAGCCAUAAUCAAAUAUCUCAGUCGGGUCGAUCCGCCUAUGGCCAAACUUGCGCGUCAGAGAUACGGUUGUCUACAACCGUGGGUCGACGAUCCAUCACAGUAUGGUCUUGCCACUCUGACUAAUCCACGCAUGGAAUCUUGCGAGAAGAAUGUUAUCCAAAUGCUCCGUGACCUCCUCAAUAAACGGCUGGAGUAUUCCGCAAACGAACAUAAUGGCGAGGAAUUCCACAGCUCCGAGCAGAACGCCUACCUAGUUGCUGAUGCUGAGGCAUACUAUAAAGCCAUGUACAGCAGAUCAGCAGAUUCUUGGUCUCUCAGAGACUCUCAUAUGUUCGAGACACUACGUCGGUUGCUUAAUGUCAAGUCGGAGUCCUCCAAAGCGGUGGUUUGGGCACAUAAUAGCCAUAUUGGCGAUGCUAGAUAUACAAGCAUGGGUACUCGGCGUGGAGAGCUCAAUAUUGGCCAGUUAUGCCGGGAGAAUCUGGGGCAAGAAAAUGUUGCUCUUGUGGGUUGCUUCACGCAUACGGGCACUGUUGCUGCCGCCCAUGAUUGGGACGAGGAUGUCCAAGUGAUGAAAGUAAAUCCAUCUCGACCUGAUAGUUGGGAGUAUGUGGCGCAUGAAAGUGGCAUCCCAAGUUUUCUAUUGGACCUUCGACCUAAUCAAGCAGACCCUGAGCUCCGACGAGCUUUGGCUCAGGAACGAAAAGAAAGAUUUAUCGGGGUUGUAUAUCGACCUCAAACCGAAAUAAUGUCUCAUUAUUCCGCAGCUUCUCUGUCGCUCCAAUUCGACGCUAUGGUUUGGUUUGACGAAACUCACGCAGUUACGCCUUUUGAGAUCGCACAACCGCACACGGCUCUUGGUGUGGAUGAAACGUACCCAUUCGGCCUAUAA